AUGACCUUUAAUACUACAAUCAACAACAGCUCCUGUAAGCCUCAGCACAUGAACGUUUUCAUCCCUGCUUUCCUAAGUAUGAUCUUUGUCCUGGGGUUUGUACUGAGUGCCCUGAGCCUGUACACAUUUUGGUUUCACUUCAAGCAAUGGAACACUGGAAUGAUCAUUCAGUUUAAUCUGGCUUUAUCAGACAUCAUCAUUGCCCCUGCAGCACCACUGCUAGUUAUCAGCUUUUCACUGUCAAACCAGUGGCCAUUUGGGCAAUUCCUGUGUCAGUUAGAGGCGUGCUUAUUAUCUGUACACAUGUACGGCAGUACCUACUUCCUCACUCUGGUGAGUGUGCAUCGAUAUCACACUGUUGUACACUUGACCAAGAAUAGUGUUUUUAAGAAUCAGAAGUUUGUUAAAUCAGUUUGUUUGGCUAUAUGGAUUUUCCUCCUCGUUAAGGGCUUGCCAUUCUUUUUCAUCCUUAGAACAUCCAAAGUACAUAAUGUUACUCAAUGCUUAAGCAUACAUCAAAACGAAAUGACAUCUCUGUUCUUUGUAUGGAGCAUGGUUAAUUUAUUUCCUGGACUAAUAAUCCCAUUUGGAGUUUCUGUCAUUUGCUACAGUUUGCUUGGAUCUUACAUUGUUAAAAUGGGUGCCAACCUCCCUAAGGGAAAAGCUGUGAAGGUGAAGUCGAUGGGGAUCAUUGCUGUCUCUCUCGUCACUUUUGUCGGCUGCUGUUUCCCAGUACAGUUGUCACGAUCAGCUGCCGUUAUAGUUAAGCAGUUCUAUCCUGAGAAGUGCCAGUGGCUCCUCAAGUUAGAAAAUCUUUAUUAUAUCUUUUUCGUGCUGGCCAAUGUCAACUGUUGCCUGGACCCUCUCCUCUAUUGGCUCUCCAGCAGGAAGUUCCAAGCCGCCUUCAAAGGUACUCUGCAAUCAUUCAGAUGUCAAUGCAAAAAGCAGGGUCCAGUUCUCAGUUCAGAUACUGAGGUGUAGCAGCAAGAGCACUGAUGAAACAAAGGCAAAUGCCAUUAACAUGUGAUGUUUGGAAUGUAAUGAGUUUAUAUUUGAAUACAAUCAUGUAUAUGUUUGUAGUAUAGUUACAGGUCUAACAUUUCAAUUACAACCGUGAAGACUUCAAAAUGAUUGAAUGCUUUUAGACAUUCUGAAGUUGUGAAAGGUGCCAUGUAAAUAUGAGUUUUUCCUUUGUUCUGCAGACUGAACGUACUUUUGUAACUGAAAUCCAACAUGAAGGGAGGUCCCUAAGUAAAAAUAAAACUAAUGAGCUCAGCCAAUUGUCUGAUUUCAGGGCGUCUGGUAUAGAAAGGAAUCUCCCUCAAAGUCUUCUUCAUACAAUUGAGUGAUGGUUUCAGGGACUUUCUCCAUGGGGUGCUGACGUGGAUAGGAACAUUCUGUGGGUCAAAAGCUAUUCUUCUGCUGCAUGUGCUCAUUAUAACACAUGGUCCA
Mobula hypostoma (lesser devil ray) is the source of this 1452-nucleotide messenger RNA. RefSeq names its product cysteinyl leukotriene receptor 1-like. Gene Ontology annotation, cellular component: plasma membrane. Bases 1 to 981 code for a protein of 326 amino acids. Gene Ontology annotation, biological process: G protein-coupled receptor signaling pathway. The transcript has a single exon. NCBI's taxonomy places the organism in Eukaryota, Metazoa, Chordata, Chondrichthyes, Myliobatiformes, Myliobatidae. Gene Ontology annotation, molecular function: G protein-coupled receptor activity. The record is from RefSeq and is a predicted model, not a curated record.